Xiphias gladius (swordfish) is the source of this 2075-nucleotide messenger RNA. RefSeq names its product pre-B-cell leukemia homeobox 3b (gene pbx3b). Gene Ontology annotation, cellular component: nucleus. The record is from RefSeq and is a predicted model, not a curated record. The transcript is spliced from 10 exons. Gene Ontology annotation, biological process: eye development; brain development; neuron development. The coding region runs from base 16 to 1395 and encodes 459 amino acids. NCBI's taxonomy places the organism in Eukaryota, Metazoa, Chordata, Actinopteri, Istiophoriformes, Xiphiidae. Gene Ontology annotation, molecular function: RNA polymerase II cis-regulatory region sequence-specific DNA binding; DNA-binding transcription factor activity, RNA polymerase II-specific.
UCUUUAGCGGCUACUAUGGACGAUCAAGCCCGGAUCAUGCAGUCGAUCGGCGGUGUCAGUCUGGCUGGCCACUCGGUGCAAGGAGGCAUGGCACUGCCGCCUCCACAUGGACACGAUGGGACGGACGGAGACGGAAGAAAACAAGACAUUGGUGACAUUCUCCAUCAAAUAAUGACCAUAACUGAUCAGAGUCUGGACGAAGCGCAAGCAAAGAAACAUGGACUGAACUGUCACAGAAUGAAACCAGCACUCUUCAGCGUUCUCUGUGAAAUCAAAGAAAAGACAGGUCUCAGCAUCCGUGGUGCCCAGGAGGAGGACCCCCCAGACCCCCAGCUCAUGCGUUUAGACAACAUGCUGCUAGCGGAGGGCGUGGCGGGACCAGAGAAAGGUGGUGGAUCCGCCGCUGCUGCAGCUGCAGCCGCAGCCUCGGGCGGGGCAGCCGACAACUCCAUCGAACAUUCCGACUACAGAGCCAAACUCACCCAGAUCAGACAGAUCUACCACACAGAGCUGGAGAAGUACGAACAGGCAUGUAACGAAUUCACUACCCAUGUGAUGAACCUGCUGAGGGAGCAGUCUCGCACGCGACCCAUCUCUCCCAAAGAGAUUGAGCGCAUGGUGGGAAUCAUCCACCGCAAGUUCAGCUCAAUCCAGAUGCAACUGAAACAGAGCACCUGUGAGGCUGUCAUGAUCCUGCGCUCCAGAUUCCUUGAUGCCAGGCGGAAAAGGAGAAACUUCAGCAAGCAGGCAACGGAAAUUUUGAACGAAUAUUUCUACUCGCACCUCAGCAACCCAUAUCCGAGCGAGGAGGCGAAAGAGGAGCUGGCCAAGAAGUGCAGCAUCACAGUUUCCCAGGUAUCCAACUGGUUUGGCAACAAAAGGAUCCGGUACAAGAAAAAUAUCGGCAAGUUUCAGGAAGAAGCCAACCUGUAUGCUGCCAAGACUGCUGUAAAUGCAGCACACGCUGCAGCCGCUGCAGUGCAGAACAGCCAGGCCAACUCCCCUACCACACCUAACUCCGGAUUCCAGAUGAAAGAUGAAGAGUUUCAGCUGGAUUCUGCAGAGAGCAAAAACACUCUUUUAAGCAACAUGUUUACUGGUUCUUCAGGUUCUUUUAACCUCCCAAACUCUGGGGACAUGUUCUUGAGCAUGCAGAGUCUGAAUGGGGAUUCUUACCAAGGGGCACAAGUCGGAGCCAAUGUACAGUCACAGGUGGAUACCCUGCGCCAUGUUAUCAGUCAGACAGCAGGAUACAAUGAUGCUCUUGGGGGAAACACGAUGUAUAGUCCACAUGGCUUAAAUGCUAAUGGGGGAUGGCAAGAUGCAACGACUCCGUCUUCUGUAAUAUCUCCGACAGAAGGACCUGGAAGUGUGCACUCCGAUACCUCGAAUUGAUCCGCUAUUAAUGCAUCUUCGCCUCAAGCAGGGCAUGGACUCUUAAACUGGCUGACCAACUGCAGAGUGGAAAAAAAAUAAAAUAAAGAAAUUCACGACUGAUUCGUUUUCCUGUACCUUAAAAUUUCCCACAACCAUGCCACACAAAUUACAUCCUCCAUCAUGAACACCAAGUGUUUCCUGAUUGUUCAGUGUUUUCUUUCUGUCUUCAUAAAUCAACCGUAAUCACCACACCCUUAUUUGUUUGUCGUAGGAGUAAGCACACACAUGUACAAAUAGAGAAUAGCCCUCAGAUGUUACUCAGUAAACUUUCAGGAUAAUUAUCUCCUCUGAACUCAAAAUACUGGAUGCUACUUGUGUAUUUAACGUGACAUUUUAUGACAUUUUAAAUACCCAUUUGUUUGAUUCUUGAUUUAAUUACUACUCUCCAUUUUGAUAAUUGGGUUCUCUUUCGGUUCUUACAAUACAUAGAUUAAAGCAGCUGUUUCUUUGACUAUAAUGUGCUCACAAUCUUGUCCAGCAACUCAACAAUGCUACUGUUGACAGCUCAAUGGCAGCUUUGUAGUUCCUCUCAAGAUUUAUUUUCGCCUUACGGCUGUAUACAUUAGUACAAAGGAGUGACCAUUCAAAGUCUGGAACAUAAAGAAGUGUAAUUGAUUGCUUGACUAUAACAUGACACC